This is a messenger RNA of Plasmodium gonderi, 2082 nucleotides long. RefSeq lists its product as hypothetical. The record is from RefSeq and is a predicted model, not a curated record. Lineage: Eukaryota; Apicomplexa; Aconoidasida; Haemosporida; Plasmodiidae. Gene Ontology annotation, cellular component: cytoplasm. Bases 1 to 2082 code for a protein of 693 amino acids. The transcript has a single exon.
AUGGAUAUUGAAAAAUGCAAAUGUUAUUACGAAAUAUUAAAGGUUGAAAAGACAGCUAGUGCUGAGGAAAUAAAAAAGAGUUACAAAAAAAUAAUUCUGCAAUAUCAUCCAGAUAAGAAUUCACAUUUAUCAGAGGAUGAACAAAAGAGAUGCACUAACAUAUUUCGACAAAUUCAAGAAGCAUAUGAAUGUUUAAUUGAUGAAAGGAGAAGGAAAUGGUAUGAUAAAAAUCGUGUGAAAAUAAUUGAAGGGAAAGAAAAGGAAGAAAAAAAAAACAAGAAAAAAAAAAAAGAAAACAAAACAAACCAAGAAAGCACAGAUGGAGAAGAUAACAGCGAAAGUAGUAGUAACACAGAUGGAAUAAAUAUUUGGGAAUAUUUCAGCAACAAUUGUUAUGAAGGAUUUGAUGAUAAUAAUGAGAAAAGUUUUUAUAAUGUUUAUAAAAAAUUAUUUGAAGAAAUAACAAAAGAAGAAAAUGAUGAAUUGAAUAGACAUUAUGGUAAAAAUGGAAAAGAGAAAAUUAUAACCCCAUCAUUUGGUAAUUCCAAAUCGUGUGGUAAAGAGAUUGAUGAAUUUUAUGAAUACUGGUCUAAUUUUUCAACGAUUAAAAAAUUUGAUUAUUCAUAUGAAUAUUUAAAGACUUUUGAACAAGAAAAUAGGCAUGUUAGAAGAAAUUUAAAAAAAAUUGCAGAAAAAAGAAGUUUAAAAGAGAAAAAAGAAUAUAAUGAAAAUAUAAGAUCUCUUAUUCAGUAUUUGAAGAGACAUGACACUAGGUACUUAAACCGGGUAGUAGAAAUUUCAGAACAGAAAAGGAAAAAAAUCCAAGAGAAAGAAAAGCAAAAAAGGGAACAAAUGCUUCGGAGGAAGUUACUUUUUUAUCAAAAUGAGGUGAAACGUGAGCACACAGAUCAGGACCAGGGAGAAGUAGAACAAGAAGGAGAAGAAGCAGAAGAAGCAGAAGAAGGAGGAGAAGCAGAAGAAGGAGAAGAAGCAGAACUAGAAGGAGAAGCAAACCAAUCAAGUGCAGAUUCUUGCUCAAGAAAAAUGGAAAAUAAGAAAAGUAAUACCCACAAUCAAUCAGACAUCCUAAAGGGGAACGAUUUAGAUGGUAAACAGUACAAACAUAAAAGCAGUAAUCAAACGAAAGAAAAUCAGUUUGACAAAAAAAAUGAUAAAGCUUAUUAUGAAUACCAUCAGGAGGUGAUAAAUGAUAACUCUUAUGGGGAAAUCAUCUACAGAUGUGAAGUAUGCAGAAAAAAUUUCAAAAGCAUGAAACAGUAUAAUUCUCAUGAAAAGAGUAAAAAGCAUAAGAACAAUUUUUUAAAGCAUGCCAAGAGGUAUGCAACGGGGGAUAUUUUUGGAGCAAACCUUGGGAAUCCCCGUGUUCAUUCGAAAGAAAGUUCAAUCGGGGAAGUGUCAGAUGAAAUGGAGGAUGAAGGGAAGGAUUCAAACAAUUUGGAAAUGGGCAAAACAGACGAUGAUCCCAAAAAAGAAGUGAAGAAAAGUUCGAAGAAGGAGAAAGGGGGAAAGGUAGGUGGAAUUAAUUCAGGAGAGAGUGGAAACAGCAGCUCCGAGUCUUCACAUCUGGAUGAAGAUAUAUUAUCAUGGUAUAGAGGAAAGAGGAGGAAUCGAAAUAAAUUCGUAUAUGCAGAAAUGGAAGCGACGAGAGAAGAGACCGGAGAAGGGACAGGAGAAGAGGAUGUGUCAGAUGUGAAGCACCAGUUGGAUGAAGCUAAUCCCCAGCAGAAGGAGGUAAACAUUACUGACUCAAGCGACGAUUAUGAAUCCUUUAAGAGAAAAAAGAAAUUGUUAAAAAAGAAAAAGAAAAAAGAGGUAAUUAACAGGAAGGAAAACGAAAUAAAAAACAUAUCGGAGCAAAAAGAAGACAAUAAAGACAUAAGAGGAAAUGGUAAUUCAAACUGUAAAAUGAAAGAAAGUGCAAAAAGUUUGGUAUGCAAAAUGUGUAAACAGACCUUUUAUUCGAGAAAUAAAUUAUUUGCACACAUACAAAAAGAAGGACAUGCAGCAAAUAAGAUUGUUGCUGACGCACAUGUAAAGGUGCAUAAAAAUAAGAAGAAAUAA